CGCUCAAAGUGUGCCUGCCAUUUAAAGUCACUGCCUCUUGAAAGGAAUGCCUGCUCCAUGCGCAGUAAAACUUAGAGCGAGCUGUACCGUACUUUAUUUUUAACGCGCUGGGUGGGUCAAACGGCCGUUGACUGGAAUGAGUGGUGCGCGCGGCGUUUCUCUCUCUCUCUCUCUUUCUCUCUGUCUUCUUCCAGUCCCUCUCCCCAGCCCUUCUCGGUGCUCUGUCCUACCGCGCUGCGUCCACGACCCUGACCCGGACCUCGCCGGUCCCCGUGGAAUUAGAACUGGCAAAUAAAUAACCGGAGAUCAAAGAAGGCACCUGCGAAAAAGCAAACAUAUUGAACCACAAUUAAAAAAAUAACUCAUUUAAAUUUGCAGAUCCCCCACCCCUCCCCACAAGUGUGAGAGCGUGUGUUUCUGAACUUCACCCCUCCACUGCACCCCACCUACGCACCAGAAGCGCCCCCCCCCCCCGCCCAGAAGCCCCCCCGGUCCGUAGCUCGGCCCAGCAGCAGCCAUGACCUCCACCUCCACCACGGACUUCGACAACGCGGAAAUCACGCAGCAGUACAGCCGUGUCAACACCCGCUUCGAGCUCUCCGAGGAGGAGCUGGACAACGACAACAGCUCCGCGCGUCUGUUCGAGCGCUCCCGCAUCAAGGCCCUCGCAGACGAGAGAGAGGCGGUCCAGAAGAAGACCUUCACAAAAUGGGUCAACUCCAUCCUGUCCCGGGUGAGCUGCCGGAUCUCGGACCUGUACCUGGACCUGCGGGACGGCCGCAUGCUGAUCAAGCUCCUGGAGGUGCUGUCCGGCGAAAGACUGCCCAAGCCCACGAAGGGCCGCAUGCGGAUCCACUGCCUGGAGAACGUGGACAAGGCCCUGCAGUUCCUCAAGGAGCAGCGCGUGCACCUGGAGAACAUGGGCUCCCACGACAUCGUCGACGGCAACCACCGUCUCAUCCUGGGCCUCAUCUGGACCAUCAUCCUGCGCUUCCAGAUUCAAGACAUCAUCGUGGAGACGGGACAGGCCGACCAGAAAGAGACGCGCUCCGCUAAAGACGCCCUUCUGCUGUGGUGCCAGAUGAAGACGGCUGGAUACCCAAAUGUCAACAUCACCAACUUCACUACAAGCUGGAAGGACGGCAUGGCCUUCAACGCUCUCAUCCACAAACACAGGCCUGAUCUGGUGGACUACGGCAGGCUCCAGAGGUCCAACCCCACCCACAACCUCCAGCACGCCUUCAACUUGGCUGAGCAGAAGCUGGGCGUGACCAAACUCCUGGACCCGGAGGAUGUGUUCACCGACAACCCCGAUGAGAAGUCCAUCAUUACCUACGUUGUGGCCUUCUACCACUACUUCUCCAAGAUGAAGGCCCUGGCAGUGGAGGGGAAGAGGGUGGGGAAGGUGCUGGACCACGCCAUUGAGACAGAGAAAAUGAUCGAUAAGUACGAGACCCUGUCGUCGGACCUGCUGACAUGGAUCGAGCAGACCAUCAUCGUCCUGAACAACCGCAAACUGGCCAACUCCCUGACCGGCGUUCAGCAGCAGCUGCAGGCCUUCAACUCCUACCGCACCAUGGAGAAGCCACCCAAGUUCCAGGAGAAAGGGAACCUGGAGGUUCUGCUCUUCACCAUCCAGAGUCGCAUGAGGGCCAACAACCAGAGGGUGUACACACCGAGGGAGGGGGCACUGGUGGCUGACAUCAACAGGGCCUGGGAGAGGCUGGAGCGGGCGGAGCACGAGCGGGAGAGGGUUCUGCGGGAGGAGCUGAUCCGGCAGGAGAAGCUGGAGCAGAUGGCCCGGCGCUUCGACAGGAAGGCCGCCAUGAGGGAGACCUGGCUGGUAGAGAACCAGAGACUGGUGGCACAGGACAACUUUGGGUACGACCUGCCGGCGGUGGAGGCGGCGAAGAAGAAACACGACGCCAUCGAGACGGACAUCGCCGCCUACGAGGAGCGAGUGCAGGCGCUGGUGGCCAUGUCCCGGGAGCUGGAGUCGGAGAGGUACCACGACGCCAAGCGCAUCGACGUGCGCAAGGACAACAUCCUGCGGCUCUGGGACUACCUGCUGGAGCUGCUGAAGGCUCGGCGGGACCGCCUGGACAAGAACCUGACGCUGCAGAGGACCUUCCAGGAGAUGCUCCACAUCAUCAACUGGACGGACGAGAUGAAGGAUCGGCUCCUCUCCCCGGACUUUGGGAAGCACCUGCUGGAGGUGGACGACCUGCUGCAGAAGCACGCACUGGUGGAGGCUGACAUCGCCAUGCAGGCCGACAGAGUGCGCUCCACCAACGCCGCCGCGCUCAAGUUCGCCAACGGGGACAGCUACAAGCCGUGUGACCCACAGGUGAUUCGGGAUCGGGUGCAGCACCUGGAUCACUGUUACCAGGAAGUCUGCUCCCUGUCGGCCCAGCGCAAGGCCCGCCUGCAGCAGUCCCGCCGCCUGUGGAACUUCUUCUGGGAGACGGCGGAGCUCGAGAGCUGGAUCAAGGAGAAGGAGCACAUCUUCUCCUCCCUGGACCACGGCAAGGACCUGACCAGCGUGCUGGUGCUGCAGAGCAAGCACAGUGCCUUCGAGGACGAGCUGGCGGCGCGGCGAGCCCACCUGCAGCAGGUCAUGGACGAGGGGGAGAACAUGGUGACGGACAAGCACUUCGGGUCGGCCAAGGUGAGGGGCCGUAUGGAGGACAUCCAGCGACAGUGGCAGCAGCUGGAGGAACUGGCUGCCUUCCGGAAGCGCAACCUCCAGGACACCCAGAAGUUCUUCCAGUUCCAGGGCGACGCAGACGACCUGAAGGCCUGGCUGCUGGAAGCCCGGCGGCAGAUGACCAGCGACGACCUGGGGCAGGACGAGUACAGCACCCAGAGGCUGGUCAAGAGGCACCGCGACCUGCAGGACGAGGCCACCAAGAACGCGGCGACUAUCGACGCCCUGUCCAAGCAGGCCAACAGCCUCCCCGAGGACCUGCGCAACACGCCGGACAUCCAGCGCAGGCUCAGGGACAUCCGGGACCUGUACAUGGAGCUGCUCUCCCUCUCGGACCUGCGCAAGAAGAAGCUGGAGGACACCAUGGCUCUGUACACCAUCUUCAGCGAGACGGACGCCUGCAACCUGUGGAUGAACCAGAAAGAGACGUGGCUGGUGGGCCUGGAGACUCCGGAGAAGUUGGAAGACUUGGAAGUGGUGCAGAACAGGUUGGGCAUCCUUGCCCAAGAGAUGGGUAAUGUUCAGGUGCGAGUCGAUGAUGUCAAUAAAGCAGCGAAACAGCUAGAGGACAGCAGGCACCCCAGCAUGAAGAGCGUGAAGGACUGUCAGACACGUCUCAACAAGAGGUGGGAUGCUUUCAAGGCGAUGGUGGAUGAGAAGAAACGUAAAGCAGACUCUUCGCUCAGCCUGCACAACUAUGGGCUGGAGUGCGACGAGACCAAGGCCUGGAUCAAGGACAAGACGCGGGUCAUCGAGUCCACGCAGGACCUGGGCAACGACCUGGCGGCCGUCAUGACCAUCCAGAGGAAGCUCUAUGGCAUGGAGAGGGACCUGGCCGCCAUCCAGGACAAGCGGGACUUCCUGAAGCGCGAAGCGGAGCAGCUGGCCAAGGACAACCCGGAAAACGCCGCCGACAUCAUGGGCCGGCAGCGGGAGCUGGACCGGGCCUGGGACGAGCUGAAGCAGACCAUGAAGGACCGGGAGGACUCCCUGGGGGAGGUGAGCAAGCUGCAGACCUUCCUCCAGGACCUGGACGACUUCCAGGCCUGGCUGUACAAGGCCCAGAAGGCCAUUGCGUCCGAGGAGAUGCCCACCACGCUGCCCGAGGCCGAGCAGCUGCUGGACCUGCACGACGCCGUGCGGCAGGACAUGGACCAGCACGAGGAGGACUACCACCAGGUGAAGGACACGGGGGCGGCGGUGACCCACGGCGAGACCGAUCCGCAGUACCAGCAGCUGGAGCAGAGGCUGAAGGGCCUGGACACCGGCUGGGACGAGCUGCACAAGAUGUGGGACAGCCGCAAGAACUUCCUGGACCAGGGGCUCGGCUUCCAGCAGUUCACGAGGGACGCCAAGCAGGCCGAGGCCAUCCUCAACAACCAGGAGUAUACCCUGGCCCACACAGACUCUCCGGACACCCUGGAUGGGGCGGAGAAGGCACUCCGGAAGCACGAGGACUUUGUCAACACCAUGGAUGCCAACGAGGAUAAGAUUGUGGGCACAAUCGAGGGUGGGCAGAGACUGGUGGACAAUGGGAACCUCUAUUCUGAGAGAGUCAAAGACAAGAUAGGGUCCAUCGAAGACAGGUACAACACCAACCGAGGCAAAGCCCAGGAGGUUUCUGGGAAACUGAAGGACAACCGGGACCUUCAGCACUUCCUGCAAAACACUCAAGAUCUCACCCUGUGGAUAAACGAGAAGAUGCUGACCGCUCAGGACACCUCGUACGACGGGGCGAGGAACCUGCACAGCAAGUGGCAGAAGCACCAGGCCUUCAUGGCCGAACUGUCCUCCAAUAAGGACUGGCUAGACAAAAUCGACCAGGAGGGUAAUGACCUGAUGAAGGCAAAGCCCGAGUUUGGGCCCGUGGUGAGGGAGCGUCUCUCAAAGCUACACGAGCUUUGGGACAAGCUGGAGUCCACCACGAAGGAGAAGGACCGCCUCCUGUUCGACGCCAACCGCUCCGAGCUGGUGGACCAGAGCCUGGCCGACACCAAGAAGUGGCUGGGAGACCUGCAGCAGCAACUGCAGGGGGACGAGGACGUCAAGGACCUGACCAGCGCCAACAUCCUGCUCAAGAAACACCAGAUGGUGGAGAAGCAGGUGGGGGACCGGGCGCGGGAGAUGGACGAGCUCCGUGACGCGGUGCAGAGGCGCGCCUCCCAGAGCCCCGAGCUGGAGGCGGAGCAGCAGGCCCUGCAGACGGAGUUCCAGAAGCUCCUCCCCCCUCUGGCGCAGCGACGCGACAAGCUGGAGAGCGCCAAGGCCGUGCAGCAGCUCUACCGGGACCUGGCCGACGAGAUCCUGUGGGUGGAAGAGCGGUUGCCCCAGGCAACAUCCCGAGAGCACGGAAACAAUCUCCAGGCUGUGCAGCUGCUUCUGAAGAAGAACCAGACCUUGCAGAAGGAGAUCGAGGGGCACCAGCCGCGGGUGGACGAGGUGCUGGAGCGGGGGCGGCGCAUGGUGGCGGCGGGCAGCCCCGAGGCGGGGCGCAUCGACGAGCAGACGGGGCAGCUGGAGGAGGAGUGGGCGCGGCUGGGCCGCGAGCUGGCCAAUCGCAGGCAGCGCCUGGGCGGCUCCGAGCGGGCGCAGCAGUACUACAACGACGCCGACGAGGCCGAGGCCUGGAUCGGCGAGCAGGAGCUCUACAUGAUCUCCGACGACAAGCCCAAGGACGAGCAGAGCGCCAUGCUGAUGUUGAAGAGACACCUGAUACAGAAGCAGAACGUAGACGCCUAUGCGGACUCUGUUCAGAAGCUGGCUGACCGCGCCCAGAAGAUGCUGGCCGAGGACCAUCCUGACGGUGAGGCCAUAAUCCGGCGGCAGGGUCAGGUGGAUAAGCAGUACGCGGGUCUGAAGGAGCAGGCCGAGGACCGCAGGAAGAAGCUGGAGCACGCGUACCACCACUUCCUGCUGAGCCGCGAGGUGCAGGACCUGGAGCACUGGAUCGCCGAGCGCGACGUGGUGGCCUCGUCCCAGGAGGCGGGGCAGGACCUGGAUCACGUGACGAUCCUGCGGGAGAAGUUCCGGGACUUCGCGCGGGAGACGGGGUCGGUGGGCCAGGCGCGCGUGGACGCGGUGAACCUGACGAUCGACGAGCUGAUCGACGCGGGCCACAGCGAGGCGGCCGCCAUGGCGGAGUGGAAGGACAACAUCAACGAGAGCUGGGCGGACCUGCUGGAGCUCAUCGACACCCGCGGGCAGCUGCUCACCUCCUCCCACGACCUGCUCAAGUACUUCUGCGACGGCAAGGAGUUGGUGGAGCAGAUCCACGAGAAGCAGACGGAGCUGCCCGAGGAUGUGGGCGAGGACUUCAGCAAGGCCGAGUCCUUCCACCGCACGCACGCCGCCUUCGAGAGGGACAUCAGUGCCCUGGGAAAACAGGUGCAGCAGUUCCAGGACACGGCGGCGCGUCUCCAUGCCCAGUACGCGGGCGAGCAGGCCACGGCCAUCCAGACCAUGGAGCGGGAGGUGGUGGAGGCCUGGAAGGGCCUCCUGGACGCCUGCGACGGCCGCCGGGCGCAGCUGGUGGACACGGCCGACAAGUUCCGCUUCUUCACCAUGGUGAAGGACCUGCUGGCCUGGAUGGAGAGCAUCGUCCAGCAGAUCGAGACCCAGGAGAAGCCCAGGGAUGUGUCCUCGGUGGAACUCCUGAUUAAGUACCACCAGGGCAUCCGCUCUGAGAUCGACGCCCGAGACCCCAAAUUCGACGCCUGCACAGACCUGGGCCGCGCCCUCCUGGCCCGCAGGCACCGCGACUCCCCAGAGAUCAAACAGAAGCUCAUCCAGGUGAUGGAGAAGAAGAAGGAGAUGAUGACUAAGUGGGACGAGCGAUGGGAUUGGCUGAGACUACUGCUGGAGGUGUGCCAGUUUGCGCGGGACGCCUCGGUGGCCGAGGCCUGGCUGGUGGCUCAGGAGCCCUACGUGGCGAGCCGGGAACUGGGGCAGACGGUGGACGAGGUGGAGAAGCUCCUGAAGAGACACGAGGCCUUCGAGAAGUCUUCCUCCGCCUGGGCCGAGAGGUUCAACGCACUGCAGCGCCUCACCACGCUGGAGCUGCUGGAGCUGAGGAAACAGCAGCAGUUCAGGCCGGAGGAGGAGCCGCGCACAGAUAAGGACAGCAGGAGAGAAGACACAGGGUUUGCGGAAGAGUCCUCCGAGUUCUACACUGUAGAGGAUCCAUCUCUGUCUGCCUCGGCGCCUGUAGACCCGAGCUCGGGACAGUUGGACGGUUCUGUGGAGGACUCCGCAGCCCAGCCGGUGCUCGAGGCAGUACCCGAGGGCAGCGUUUCGGAGCUGACGGGCCCCUCCAGCCUGGCGCCGCCCCCCAGGGACACGGAGAAGGCCGCCACCCUCCCCACGGACCCCCCCAGGAGCCAGGCUGUGCUGCAGGAGGGCAUGCUGGGACGCAAGCACGAGCUGGACGGAGCCGGAAAGAAGGCCUCAAACAGGUCCUGGAACAACCUGUACUGCGUACUGAAACCAGGGCAGCUGUCCGCCUACAAGGACACCAAGACCUACGGCUACGGCGUCACCUACCACGGCGAGGACCCCAUGCAGCUCAGCAACGCCACCUGCGAAACUCUGCCCAACUACAAGAAGAAGAAGCACGUAUUCAAACUGCGGCUGGCAGACGGGAGCGAGUACCUCUUCCAGUGCAAAGAUGAGGAGGAGCUGCUGAGCUGGAAGAAGGCCCUGGAGACAGCGGCAGAAGCCCAGUCAGAGGAUGUGGCCCCCGGGCCCUCCGGAGCUCGGGCCCGUAGCCUGCCCCCGCCCUCGUCCUCCACCCUCCCAGAGGCCAGUUCCGCCAAGAAGGACAAGGAGAAGAGGUUCAGCCUGUUUACCAAAAAGAAAUGAGGAGGGAGCGGGUGUGGGGUCAGGGUCAAAGGUCGAUGCCCAGUCAGGUUUCCUUUUUAGUCACUGUCCUGAUUUUUUACAUCAACAAAAAAUUUGUAAGAUUUAAAAUAAUGAUGAUGAUAAUAAUAAUAAUAAUAAUAAUAAUAAUAAUAAUAAUAAUACAUUAAGUAUGAAUGCAAAUCACUCUCUCUUCCUGCCUGUAUUUAAGCCAGUCUUUCUGCAAUGCUGAAUUUUUAAAUCUUUUCUACACACACCAGAGCCACACUUCAACCAAAAACACAGCCACUCCUUUCACAAUCAACCAAAGAAUGAUCGCAUUAUUUCUUUCCUUAUGAUUUAAUUUUUAUUUCGCUUCCUUUUCGGCAUGCUUUAUUGUACUUGUGUGUUACAUGAGACUUUGAGACUUUUUAAAUAGUUUUUAUUUGCCUUAUUCCUAUAAAGAAAUGGUUGUGAAUAGCUAUACUGUGUUGUUAGUGUCAGGGUAUAGACUCUUGUCAGAGUCUUUUUUAUCAGGUUGGACUUUUAAGAGCUUUGUAAAUGCUGUUUUUGAUGACACAGUAACAGGUAGAUUUGGUGAAAUAUGGAUACCGGGUUAUACAGUGGUACUACAUGGCAAAAGAAUCAGUGAUCGGAGUGCAAGGACAAAUACUCAAACAAAUCCCUCUUACAAUGAAAUGUCAAUAUACUUACGAUCGGAAACAGGUAACACAUUUUUAAAUGAGACGAUUUAGAAAUUGUCUAAAGAAGUAAACUGUCAGAACUUGGUUUCAAAAUUAACCCCAAACUGUAGACAAUCUUCGCUUUUAAAAACUUGAAUUAUGGCAACAACAAAAAAAUGUGUAUGUAUCAUUUUACAAAUUUCCAACUGACGUGACACACAAUAUGUCCAAAUAUGUUCCUUGUAUAUGGAGUAAACCUUUGUUGAAUAUGGUGCUAACUCUCAUAGGAAGGGAGGUCAAACUUGUCAUGUUAUCAUUGUGACGCCUCUUCCACCUCAGUAUAAACCCAGCGUGCCCCCUCCCUCCAAACUCCAAGAAGCUUUUCCACAAAUGGGAAAGGUUCCUGGGAAUAAUGGAAUGGAAUGCGCUCCAGGAAGAGUGUGAUCCACCAUUUUGAAUGUCGAGGCGAUUGGAACUGUUAGGAGAAAUCGAAUGUGAGGCAAUUUGAUGAAGGAAAUAAUGGGAGGACGUUUAGGUGAAAGAUACUCUCGGAGAAAGGAAUAUCUUUUAAGUUUAAUAUUUAUUCCAAAAGCUGUUUAAUUUUUUAUUUUAUUUUAUUUUUUUAAACAAAAGCCGGUUGCUUUCUCCCGGUGGAAGAUUGUAGAGAUUCGGGAGAAUAUUCACACACGAAGUGAGAUUUAACUUUAAAAAAAUCACUGACCUGAAAUAUGUGCAGGGCUAAAAAAAUAUAUAUGUAUGGAAAAUGCGUUUAUAUUAAGAGUUUAUUAUAUUUAUAAUUAUCGACUGAAACUGAAAAGAAGAAAAGCGGACUAUAGCUGUUUUAUUUUUCGAAUUGUAUACAGCAUCUCCCCCCCCCCCCCCCCCAUUUAUUUCGAAGCAUGACAGAAGCACCCAGUUCAGCUCCUUCCAGAACAACUGCCUUAUACUCGCAGCACUGCCUUUACCUCCCCGAAGCCUUGCUUUAAACCGCGGCUUCGUUGUUUGUCAUCGUUUCCCCGUCCGGUCUAUUUAAACCGAAGCUUUGUGCGCAUGUCGUCCUUUUCCUUAGCUUCCCCCCCCCCCCCUUAUUUAACCCCUUAAGUGGGCUCAGCCAGUAUGUUUUCUACUCAGUAACCGUGUACCAUUUCCGAAAUGUUGGGUUUGCACAGGUCUGACAUUUUGAGAGCCGAACUUGGGAAAGAAACAAUAAACCUACCAGUUUGGA
Conger conger (European conger) is the source of this 9448-nucleotide messenger RNA. RefSeq names its product spectrin, beta, erythrocytic (gene sptb). Gene Ontology annotation, biological process: actin cytoskeleton organization. Gene Ontology annotation, cellular component: cell junction; plasma membrane; cell projection. The record is from RefSeq and is a predicted model, not a curated record. NCBI's taxonomy places the organism in Eukaryota, Metazoa, Chordata, Actinopteri, Anguilliformes, Congridae. Gene Ontology annotation, molecular function: phospholipid binding; structural constituent of cytoskeleton; actin filament binding.